Bombyx mori (domestic silkworm) is the source of this 1295-nucleotide messenger RNA. RefSeq names its product homeobox protein Hox-C3a. Gene Ontology annotation, cellular component: nucleus. The transcript is spliced from 3 exons. NCBI's taxonomy places the organism in Eukaryota, Metazoa, Arthropoda, Insecta, Lepidoptera, Bombycidae. The record is from RefSeq and is a predicted model, not a curated record. Gene Ontology annotation, biological process: regulation of transcription by RNA polymerase II. Gene Ontology annotation, molecular function: DNA-binding transcription factor activity, RNA polymerase II-specific; RNA polymerase II cis-regulatory region sequence-specific DNA binding.
AUGGAUUCAACGAUUACUUGUGAUUUAAAAUUGUGUCUGUUGUCUACUGGUGACCCACCGAAUCAGCAGUCAACAUUUACUCGCAGCUCAAACGGAGCUAACGUAUACAUUAACAACAACACAAAUGCGCAUAUGAGCGUGCUAAAUAUUCCGACAUGGCCUAGGCAAGGUACAGGUGUUCCAUUACACCUGAGUCCAGCACAAACAUGCAACAACAUUGCUAUCAACAAAGCUAACAAUGGAGGCGCCAAAAAACCAAAGCGUGUGAGAACAGCAUUCACUAGCAAACAAAUGGCGGAACUAGAGCAAGAAUACAUUCGCACAGAAUACGUAGACCGGGCACGUCGCUUGGAGCUGGCGGAAAUCUUACAGCUCAACGAGAGGACUAUAAAAAUAUGGUUUCAGAAUAAAAGAAUGAAUGAGAAAGAGAUUUUGACGCAGCACUUAGAAGAGUCUGAAGACACCAGCACAACUGCUUCUUCGCCAGAAUAUCACAAUAAUACAUGCAAUGUCCUAAUGGUUACUGAACGAAACCAACCAGCACAACCAUCUUCGAUCGUACCGACAUAUGAGCCACAAGCGUUACUUAAGUUUUCGACAGCAAAUGGAAUCGUUGCCAAUUCAACAGGAGGUCCCGGGACAGAGCUCCAACAAUUAAAGUUAUAAGAGCUUGAGGUUGAUCAGCCUAUUGGAAAUUCAAUGCAAGCACCUUGAACUCAUCCUGGAUUCACAGCAUGAAAACUAAAAAAUUUUAAACAUGUGAUUCGAAGUAUUUUAAACCUGACGCCAGACUACAGAUCGCAGUAGCAGUGUCGCCUAACUGCAAACGACAAAUAAUAUUGAUUCACAUAUUAAAAUAAUCGUUAGCAGUGGAUUCAAGGAUUACUUGUGAUUUAAAAUUGUGUCUGUUGUCUACUGCUGACGUGACAGUGCUAGUGUUACAAUUGCAUAAGAUUAUAGUCGUACGCAAUAUUAAUGAAUUGAUUGGUUAUUGGUUUUAGUCAAUCGUACCGUAUGGUGUGUGAACUACGUUAAUUUAAGUUAAUAGAUUGUGUGAGCUACUUUAAGAAAUUUUGUAAAUAAGUUUUGACUUGUAAUUGUAUCAAAUGACUUUAGUGGUGGUGGGAAGUGCUAUUUAUUUACAUCAUGUAGUAGCUAUAGAUAAACUUCAUCUUACAAUCAUCAGGAACAGUCUAAUCAAUUCUCUACGAUACCCGUAACGGAAAACUCCAUACUCAAUAACACACAAGCACAACAACAAGCACACGAGAAGAACAACGCAAAUGGCGCAAAUG